CUUCCCUCCCUGCUAUAAAGGUCUUUUAUUAGUCAUUCUUUUCUAUACCCUUCACUUUAUUCUUAAUUCUUCUUCUCCUUCUUCUUUGUACAAGUGUAGGUUUUGAAGAGCUGAAAAAGUGAAACUGGGUUCCUAUUAUUAUUAGAAGAAGAAGAAUGAACGAUUGGGCUGCUCCUCUGAUAGCUGCUGCACUGUUUGCAUUUUUAUCACCAGGUUUGGUUUUCCAAAUUCCAGGAAAGGAAAGACCGUUUGAUUUCAUGAACAUGAAGACUAGUAUAGCUUCAAUUUUUGCUCACUUGGUUAUCUAUGGUUUGUUUCUUAUUUUGUUUUUUGUGGUUCUUCAUGUCCAUCUCUACGUCUAGGUAGCUCACGAGUGAUUACUUCUGUUUCAUGCUCUACUAGCUAGCUAAGAGCAGGAUGAUGUUAUUCUUCUCCAUUUGUCAAAUGAGAACUGAUUUGGGUGAAUAUAUAGAUAUAUAUAUAUAUAAAAUUCCUAGAAGGUUACUUAUUA
This is a messenger RNA of Ricinus communis (castor bean), 511 nucleotides long. RefSeq lists its product as uncharacterized. Lineage: Eukaryota; Viridiplantae; Streptophyta; Magnoliopsida; Malpighiales; Euphorbiaceae. The record is from RefSeq and is a predicted model, not a curated record. The transcript has a single exon. Bases 156 to 362 code for a protein of 68 amino acids.